AUGCAGUGCUUCGAAUGGAUCGAGUACUUUGCUGGGUCAUCUCGGUGCACUUCAAAGGUGCGAUUGAAAGGGUACACGGGUGCCCGCUUCGACAAAGCCUAUCACACUCCCUCCUCGGACCGCCCUCACUCAUCCAAUUUUAUGGAUAUCAACACUUGCUCCGGCUUUGUGCUAGCCAUAGUGACUUUGCUGAAAUGCAAACCGCACUCUUUCGCGAUAUGGCUGGGCAUCAAAUGCUCCUCCUGGACAAGCAUCAACCGAGGGACCUCCAUGCGAUCUGCUUGCGACCCAUGGGGAGAUAGAGGGAAGCCUUCAGUCCGAGAGGCCAAUAGGAUGUUGGAAAGGAGCUCGUGCCUGCUACUCUUAGCUGUCGCCUUGGGUGGCUGUGUCGUUCUGGAGCAGCCGGGCGGAUCACUGCUGGAGUUUUAUCCUAGUUUCCGCUUUGUUUUGGCGCUUGCUGGAGGUUGCGAGGUUGUUCACGCAAUGCUUGUUCAUGUAGGCGCGCGCGGCUUACAGGUCCUCGGUACACCACACACCGUUGCAUUGUCACAGGCUGGUGGUAUCGGAUCUGUGUUUGGAUCCACGGAUGCCAUGACAGAAGACGAGCUUUCCCAGAUGGGUAGACAAGCGAAGGACUCUGAGCAGGAGCCGGAUGGCGAAAACAAGCAGCUUGCUGCAGACGAACCCAGCGAGACGGACGAAGUUGAGCUGCUGCAUGAAGCGGCUAAGGCCAGGAUCUCAAGGAUGACCAAAACAAAGAAGAAGAGGACGGAUCUGAAUGUGCCGCAAUUUGUCAUCGACAGAUGGAACUCCGGCACAAGUGCCAAAGAAGAGAUGGCUGACUUGCUGUUGCAAGUCAACAACGACAAGGAUAAAUUCAUCACCGAGCUUGAGCUCAUCGUUCGCCGCAUCAAGAAGUUCGUUCUUCAUAUCAACGAAGGGUGGUACAGUGAAGCUGAGAUGAAAUCCGAGUUGAAGUGGUCCCAGUCGGGGGCUUAUGUGGGGCGGUUCGUUCUGGGAGUGUUUUUGCAAUAG
This is a messenger RNA of Symbiodinium necroappetens, 1035 nucleotides long. The record is from the annotation of a GenBank genome assembly. NCBI's taxonomy places the organism in Eukaryota, Dinophyceae, Suessiales, Symbiodiniaceae.